This is a messenger RNA of Abrus precatorius (Indian licorice), 3602 nucleotides long. RefSeq names its product probable disease resistance protein At4g27220. Lineage: Eukaryota; Viridiplantae; Streptophyta; Magnoliopsida; Fabales; Fabaceae. Bases 102 to 3227 code for a protein of 1041 amino acids. The record is from RefSeq and is a predicted model, not a curated record. The transcript is spliced from 4 exons. Gene Ontology annotation, molecular function: ADP binding.
AAGUCACUCGUCUCCAUUCAGGUUUAGAACAAUUUCAAGUUUCUUGAGAAGUGAGAACAGUGUGAGGUUUCACUUUUCAUUUCUUGGUUGCAUUUGAUUUGAUGGCUGAUAUUGUUCUCUCCAUUGUGGCUAAAGUUGCUGAAUAUUUGGUGGAGCCAGUAAUACAUGAAGGAAAGUAUUUUUUUUGUGUUAGUAGAGUAAUCAAAGAUCUGCAGAAUGAAAAGGAGGAGCUGAAAUCUGAAAGAGAUAGCUUGCAGGACCGUGUUGAACAGGCGAAAGAGAGAACUGAUCUAAUUGAAAAACCUGUGGAAGAGUGGCUGAAUAAUGUGAAAAAGCUACUAGAUGAGGUGGAAGAUUUGGAGCAGAGGAUGAGCACAACCGACAAUUGCUUUCAAGGGCGUUGUCCAACUUGGAAAAGGUAUUGUUUAUGCAAGAAAAUUGUAAAGAAGAUAGAGGCAAUGGGGAAAUUCAAAGGAAAAAGCAAUAUUCAUCCGUUUUCUCGCCGUUCUCCACUUCCAGGAAUUCAGUAUGAAUCAUCUGAAAAUUUUACUUAUUUUGAAUCUACAAAAGUGGCUUACAAUCAACUCUUGGAAGCAGUUCAAGAUGAUUGCAUCAAUAUGAUAGGGGUCUAUGGGAUGGGUGGAUCUGGGAAAACAACUCUUGUAACAGAAGUGGGUAAUAAGGCUGAGGAGUUGAAUUUGUUUGACAAGGUUAUAUCAAUUACAGUGUCUCAAACUCCAAACAUUAAAAACAUUCAAGGAAAAAUGGCAGAUAUGUUAAACUUGAAAUUGGAUGAAGAAACUGAAGACGGAAGAGCACAACGGAUAUGGCUGACUUUGAGAGAAAAGCGAGUUCUUAUAAUAGUAGAUGAUAUAUGGGGAGAGUUCAAAUUGAAGGAUGUAGGGAUUCGCUUAGACAAUGAGUGCAAGAGCAGAUGGAAGAUCCUUAUAACAACUCGUCGUCAAGAAAUAUGUGAUUUACUGGACUGUCAAAAGAGGAUUCAUCUAGGUCUCUUAUCUAAUGAUGAAUCUUGGACUUUGUUCCAAAAGCAUGCCAAUAUUGAUAAUGCCUUCUCUGAGUCAUUGAUGGAUGUGCCGCUAAGACUUUGUGAUGAAUGUAAAGGACUACCCAUUGCAAUUGUAAUUUUAGGAUCUUCCUUGAAAGGAAAAUCCAAAGAUGAGUGGGAGGUGGCACUACAAACCUUAAGGUACUCAGAAUCAAUUGAAGAUCACGAAGGUGUGAGAACUGCUCUAAGUUGUCUUAAAUUGAGUUAUGAUUACUUAAAAAACAAGGAUGCAGAGUUGCUCUUCUUGAUGUGUUCGUUUUUUCCAGAAGACUCUAAAAUCUCCAAAGAAUAUUUGAUUAGAUGUGGUGUUGGACUGGGUAGGGAAGGAGCAUUUUCGUUAGCCUCAAGAAGAAGUCGGAUCCAAGUAGGCAUAAACAAACUUCUAGAUUCUUGCUUGUUGAUGCCUGCUGAGGAAAGCAGACACAACUGGCAUGGAUAUAGUGAGGAAACAGUAAAGAUGCAUGACCUGGUUCGUGAUGCAGCCAUAUGGAUUGCCAAAAGAUUGAAUCACAAAAGUCUGGUAAAUCUUGACAAACCACUUAGCACCUUGGCAGAGGAUUAUAUUAUAAGAGAUUAUUUUGCCGUUUUCUCAUGGUGCGAGGAAAAUAAAAUUUCUUUUCAAUGGGAUGCUCCAAACCUUGAAAUUCUCUUGCUACAUAUUGAUAAUUUGCAUUCCUUGAAUUUAUCUUAUGCUACAUUUGAAGGAAUAAAAGGGCUCAAGGUUUUCUCUAUAAUUCGUCCUUAUCCUUUCUUUUCUAGUUCACAAUUACUAUCAUUGCCUCAAUCAACUCAGUUGUUGACCAAUCUUCGAACUCUGUGCUUGAAUGGAUGGCAGUUAGAUGACAUUUCUUUCAUAUCAAGUUUAACUGCACUUGAGGUUCUUGACUUGCAAAGUUGUCACAUCAAUGAACUUCCCAAUAAAAUGGAAAAUCUCAGUAGACUGAGGCUGCUAGAUUUGACAAAUUGUUUUAUUCUACAGAAAAACUAUAAUGGAGCAAUAGGGAAAUGUUCGCAACUAGAGGAAUUAUAUGCUUUAGGAUGCAAACCAGAAGAGUACCUUUCUCAGAGCCUUAUGGAUAUUGUUACAUUGCCAAAGCUGCAGAGGUUUGUAAUAAAUACUAUUAAGAAAAACAAUGAUCCAGAUGUGGAGGAACAUUUAAACAAUGCCGGUAAUAUUUGUCCGGAAGGGGUGAGAUUUCUAUCACUAGAUGUUUUUAAUAUCUCAAACUUGAAGACAUCAAAACAAAAUCUUCUGCAAAUUGCUGAGAUUGUUUGUUUGCAACACCUUCAUGGAGGAUGUAAAAAUGUCAUCCCAGACAUGAUUGGAGUUGUGGGAGCCAUGAAAAAUUUGAGUAGUCUCAGUCUUGAUGAUUGUGCAGAUAUAGAAUGCCUCUUUGAUACAACCACUGAUCCUGUUUGUGUAGACUCACAUGCUUUGAUUCCCAAGUUGGUCGGGCUAGAGCUAUUGAGAUUGGAAAACUUGAAAGAAGUGUGUCAAGGUCAACCUUUGCAAGUGCUACGCCUCUUUGAGAAAUUAGAAAAAAUCUAUAUAAAAGAUUGUUUCAAGCUGCAUAGCAUAUUUCCAUGGGAAUGUAAUUUACAGAACCUUAAGAUUCUUGACAUAGGCCACAAUUUCGCUUGUGAAGCACUCUUCUCAAUGUCUGUUGCUGAAAGUUUGCAUCAGCUGCAAGAGCUCUAUAUUCAUUGUUGUUAUGCAUUGAAACAUAUAAUUGCAAGUGGAAGAGAUCAUUGUUUAAGUACAAGCAAUGACAUAGCUUCAGCGCCAACAAGUUCUCAUUUUCGGAUGUUGAUGCCCAAUAUGAAAAGAUUAUACAUUUCUCAUUGUCCAAAGUUAGAGUCUAUAUUCCCAAUCUUUUUUAUUGGAGGACUUGCUCAACUGCAAGAGAUAGCAAUUGUUAAUGCUCCUAAGCUUAAAUAUAUAUUUGGUGAAUGUGAUCAAGGGAAUCAUUCAUCUCAUUGGUAUGAGGGCCAAAUCAUGCUCCCUCAUUUAGAAGUUCUUACUCUAGAAAAUCUUCAAAAUCUCAUUGGGAUAUGCCUUGAAAACUAUCAUGCAAAGUGGCCAUUCGAAACAACUGUGUCAAAUUGUCCAAAAUUGACUCCAUCAGAGACAACACCACCAGUUAAAAGUUGUCCUUUGUGAGGAUCAGCAAAAGAAGUUGGCCUCAAAAAUAAAAAACUCGACAUUAAGAGGUUUACCUCAAUUAAACCUUAUAUCAUGUGUGGGUCCUGCUCCCGGACAGAUUCUGAGUCUCCAAUGACUUCAAGAUUUAAACGUCAGUCGAUGCGAAAACUUGAAAUCUCUGUUCUCCAUGAUGGUACAUGCAAGCCUACCAGAGUUGCAAUUCCUUACUAUACAUGACUGCCAUAAAUUGGAGCAUAUCAUUGCAGAAAAUGAAGAACUUGAGCACCUAUCUAAUGCUGAAGUAUUCUUUGUAGAAUUAAAAACUGAUAGAGAAGAAAGAUUAUUUCUGUAUUUCUCACUAUUUUGUCAAAUAAUACAAUGAUCUAUUCAUAG